Saprolegnia diclina VS20 is the source of this 3824-nucleotide messenger RNA. RefSeq lists its product as hypothetical. Lineage: Eukaryota; Oomycota; Saprolegniomycetes; Saprolegniales; Saprolegniaceae. The transcript has a single exon. The coding region runs from base 10 to 3753 and encodes 1247 amino acids. Gene Ontology annotation, molecular function: ATP binding; ATP hydrolysis activity; ABC-type transporter activity. Gene Ontology annotation, biological process: transmembrane transport. Gene Ontology annotation, cellular component: membrane. The record is from RefSeq and is a predicted model, not a curated record.
GCUGUUCCGAUGCCAUCCAAGUCGACCGAGCAGUCGCCGCUCUUGGCGGCGCCGGUGCUCAGCGACACAUGCCCACACGACGCUGGCGCCUGCGGGAGCUCGCUCCUCUUCUCGUGGCUCACGCCGCUUCUCGACCUCGGCAACCAGCGCCCGCUGCAGUUUGACGACCUCUACCAGCUCAACCCGACCGACCGCGCGACCAACAUCGACGCAACCUUCCAGCGCUUCUGGGCGAUUGAGGCCGCGUCGCCUUGUCCGCGCAUGUGGCGCGUUGUGUUGCGUGCAUUUGGCGGGCCCUUUCUCAUUGCGGGGCUGCUCAAGGUGCUGCACAUUAUGAGCCAAUUUGUGGGCCCGCUUUUGAUCAAGUCGAUCGUCGCCUACUUGAGCGACCCGGACGCGACGCAAUUGGAAGGUCUCAUGUACGCGGGCGCCAUCUUUGCUGCCGGCGUGCUCCAGUCGUUUGCCCUUCGACAGUACUACUUCAAGUGCUACGAAGUCGGCUUGCGGCUGCGCACCGCGGUCGUCAUGUCCGUGUACCAAAAAGCCCUGCGGCUAGGUGCUGUACCGUCGACGGGCCAAGUGACGAAUCUCAUGAGCCUUGACGCCCAGCGCCUCCAGACGCUGCCCAACUACGCGCACGCGGCGUGGUUUACACUUGUUCAAGUCAGUAUCGCGUUCUAUCUCAUGUAUGUGCAGCUCGGCGUCGCGUUUGCUGCCGGCAUUGCUGUCACGCUCUUGCUCUUGCCGAUUUCCAGUGCCAUCUCGCGGGCGAUGCGGUCGCUGCAGACGCCGCUCAUGCACGUCAAAGACGUGCGUCUCAAGGUCAUUUUCGAAGUCCUCUCGGGCAUCAAAGUGCUCAAGCUCCAGGCGUGGGAACCGUCGUACCUCCAGCGUAUCUUGUCGAUCCGAUGUGACGAGCUCCGGCAACUCCGGUCGUAUGUCUUUGCCAAGAGCUACGCCGGCGUCGUCUUCAACGCCGUGCCCUCGAUCGUCACGGUCGUCUCGUUCGCCGCGUACGUCUACUUGGGCAACACCCUCGACGUUGGCACAGCGCUCACCAGCGUUGCUCUCUUUGAGAUUCUCCGGUCGCCACUCAACAACGUGCCCGAGGCCAUGAACGGCGUCGUCGAAGGUUUCGUGAGCUUUGGCCGCCUCGAGGACUUUUAUGGCCGCCCCGAACGCGUGCCCGUGACGCAAGGCGAUUUGGCAUCGCCGGGCAUUGAGCUCAACGGCACCUCCUUUAUGUAUGACGGCAGCGAGCGGCCGGCCCUCGCCCAUCUCGAUGCGCGCUGGGGCAUGCACCACCUCGUGGCGGUUGUGGGCGCCGUUGGGUCGGGCAAGUCGUCGCUUCUCCACGGGCUUCUUGGCAACGUGCCGUGCACGCAAGGCCAAGUGUAUCUGCGCGGCACCGUCGCGUACGUCGGCCAACAGCCCUUCAUUCAGAACGCGACGCUUCGCGACAACAUCACCUUUGGCUUGCCGUUCGAUGUGCUCAAGUACAAGCACGCGGUUAGCGUGUGCUCGCUCCAAGCCGAUCUCGCGGUCUUGCCCGGCGGCGACUUGACGGAGAUUGGCGAGAAGGGAAUCAACCUCAGCGGCGGCCAGCGCACGCGUGUGGCCUUGGCGCGCGCCGUGUACAUGGACGCCGACAUCUACCUCCUCGACGACCCGCUCGCUGCUGUCGACGCGCACGUGGGCGCCGACAUCUUUAAAGAGUGCAUUGGCUCUGCGCUCAAAGAAAAGCUCGUCGUCCUCGUUACGAACGCGCUGCAGUUUCUCAAGGACGUCGAUUCGAUCGUCGUGUUGAACAACGGCGCCAUCGUCGAGGCGGGACCGUACGCUUCGUUGGUCGCGGAUCCAGAGGCGCACCCGGUGCUGUCCGCGAUGCUAGCGUCGAUUCAAUCGGCACCGGACGAUGCGACCGACGCGUCCAUGGCGCCCUCGAACGACGCCGCGGCCGAGCAAGCCAAGCGGACGGCUGCGAUUUCGUCCGAUACGACGAUGCGGGGCGACCUCAUCGCCGACGAAGACCGCGCGGUUGGCAAUGUGCCAUGGACCACGUACGCCGCGUGGUUGACGUCGUGCGGCGGCUACGGUGUCGCGACCGGUAUUGUGUUGCUCUUUGCGAUCGCUCAGGUGGCCCAAGUGAGCAGUACGCUCUGGCUGUCGUACUGGUCGAUGCACGCCGACCCGACCAACCAAACGUACUACCUCCUUGUCUUUGUCGGACUCAAUGUCCUCGCGUCCGCCUUCAUCUUGCUCCGGUCGAUGGGCUUUUACAUGGCCGGUCUCUCCGGCUCGAAAGCGCUCUUUGAGUCGGUCCUCGCGACCGUCCUUCGCGCGCCCAUGUCGUUUUUUGAUACGACCCCGCUCGGGCGCGUCAUGAACCGCCUCUCGAAAGACGUCUACACGGUCGACGAGUCGAUCCCGUACAAUGCGAGUUUUCUCUUGAGCUCGCUCAUGACACUCUUCUCGGCGCUGACGAUGACGCUGCUCGUGACGCCGCUCUUUGGCGUCGCGCUGCUUCCGCUCACGGGCUUUUACUACAUGGCGCAACGUUACUACGUCGCUGCGAGCUGCGAGCUCCAGCGCAUGGACGCCACGUCGCGGUCGCCAGUGUACGCCCUUUUGACCGAGACGCUCGACGGCCUCGCGACGAUUCGCGCGUCCAAGGUUCAAGCCGCGUUCAUUGCGCGCCAAGCGUACCUACUGGACCGGAACCAACGCGCGUACUUCCUCUCGUUCAGCGCCGAGUGCUGGCUUGGACUGCGCGUUGAGUGCAUUGGCGCGCUUGCGGCCGCGACCGCCGUCCUCCUCGCCGUGCUCUCGCCGCACAGCGCGGCCUUUGCAAGCGUCGCCGGUGUCUCGCUCUCGUACUCGUUCAACGUAGCCCAAGUGCUCAACUGGACCGUCCGGUUUCUGGCGAUUGUGCAAACGCAAAUGGUGUCGGUCGAGCGCCUCGACGCGUACCAAACGCUCGCGACCGAAGCCGACUGGACCUCGUCGACACCGCCGCCGCAGCACUGGCCAGCAUCUGGACGUGUCGUGUUUGACAAUGUGGAUCUGCGCUAUCGGGAGGGACUCCCGCGGGUCCUUCGUACCCUUAGCUUUGCGCUGCGUCCAAACGAAAAAGUUGGCGUUGUCGGACGCACGGGGGCGGGCAAGUCGAGUCUCGUCGUCGCACUCAUGCGUCUUGUGGAGCUCUCGGGCGGUCGCAUUCUGCUUGACGGCGUCGACAUUGCACAGCUUGGUCUCCACGAAUUGCGCGGGAAGAUUGCCAUCAUUCCGCAAGACCCCGUGUUGUUUUCCGGUUCGAUUCGAUCGAAUUUGGACCCGUUUGGGCGCUUUGAUGACGACGCGCUCUGGGUCGCGAUCAAGCGCGCGCACCUCGAGAUGCCGUCGUUGGACGUGAUUGUCGACGAGCGCGGGCUCAACUUUAGCGUCGGCGAGCGCCAACUGCUGUGCAUUGCCCGCGCGCUGCUCAAGAAAGCCAAAGUCAUCUUGAUGGACGAAGCGACGGCGUCGAUCGACCCGAGCACGGACCGCCGCAUCCAGGAGAGCAUCCGCACCGAGUUUGUCAACUGCACGACGCUCACGAUCGCCCAUCGCAUCAAUACGAUCCUCGACUGCGACCGGGUACUCGUCAUGGACAAGGGCGCCGCUGCCGAGUUUGAUGCGCCGAGCGAGCUUCUCAAGAACCCCAAUGGGCUCUUUACGAAUCUCGUCGACCACUGGCGCGAGACGGACGACUAGUCGUAGACACAUGGACAACUAUACACCAUGGAAUGGAAUACAUUUCGGGGUUGUGACCCAUCAACUCAGAA